Messenger RNA from Aspergillus melleus, 1419 nucleotides. RefSeq lists its product as uncharacterized. Gene Ontology annotation, molecular function: protein binding. The record is from RefSeq and is a predicted model, not a curated record. The transcript is spliced from 2 exons. Lineage: Eukaryota; Fungi; Ascomycota; Eurotiomycetes; Eurotiales; Aspergillaceae. The coding region runs from base 1 to 1419 and encodes 472 amino acids.
AUGGCGCGUAUCCGAACGGCCGACGAGCCCGAGGAAGCCGCAUGGGCAACGUACGGCCCAGCUGGAUGGAUCAAUCCUCUUGGGCGUGACAACGUUGAGUGUUCCACUGAGGAGACGGGCUGUUUCUAUGUCAUCCGGAAUUGCGAGUGGUUCAAGCACGGCGUCAGCGAAGGCAUGAAGUCCGAUCUUUGGAGAACCAUGUUCUUUGACUACGAGCCAGGAAAGCUUCCCAAGGUCGGAGACAGAUUACCCAUGGCCGAGCCAGUGAUGGAAUUGGAUGGGCGAAUUGGACUAAACAAGUCAGACCUCGAGCAUGUCGCUGGACCGGGGUGUAGACUUGACGAUGGAUACCUGGGACAUCGGAUUUCCCUGGAGGAAAUGCGUUAUUGUCAAACUGCUCAGGGACUUGCCCUGAAACAAGAUGGCUGGCAGCCUCAGCUAGAUGAUCACCCAGCGGAGUUGCAGAGUAAAUACUUUUUGACCGGCCUAGCGGAUGGCAUGCCCGAUAUCACAACAGGUUACACUGGGGUCAGUCCUGUGAGACAUGGUUUUGAUGAGCUUGAUCCUGCGGAUCCAUUUGGUUAUUGUUAUGAUGAAGCAUACAGCCACCCGCCAUUUCAUCCAUCCUGCUUCGCCAUCUUCAUGAAGCUCAGCCGCCUUCGGUUUGGCCACGUUGAAAUCGACGGUCUUAUGGAUUACUUCGCCCGUAUCGGUGGACAGGGACACGAACCCGCAGAGGAACUGAGGGAUCCCGACGCCGCACAAAGCAUCGAACAAUGGUGGAAUCAUAUCCCGGGUGCAGAAUGGCUCGCUGUCAAUCCACUUUAUGUACCUCGGUUACGAGAAAUCUUCAAACAGGCUAUGGACACUGAGCCAACCUUCAGUCAGCAAGAUUCUGUAUUCAAGGCCUCCUCCCUUCAUGGUUCUAGCUCCGAUGACACCAGUGAUCCCUUCCCCCGGCUCCCUCCCGAGCUACGGACCAUGAUCCUCGACGGUCUUGACGCGAAGGACAUUGCAUCAUUGCGUCUUGCCUCGCGCACCUUCUACGAUCUUCCCGCGUCUCUGUUUCGCAGACUCAUUAAAGAGGAAAUGCCAUGGUUAUGGGAAAUUUGGGACAACGAGCCGCCGUACUUCUGGGCUACAGUUACUGAAUCAGACAUCAGGGCCAGGGGGAUCAUGGAGAGGUCAGACGAUGGAGACCGGGCUAUAGGACAUAAUAUUGACGUUCAAGAACACUUGCGCCAGUGGACAUUGCCGAUACCACCUGCCUCCACCACCAAUUGGUACAUCAUGUAUCGUGACAUAAAGAAGCAUUGGAUUGACUUGAAAGGAUUGCGCAAUCGGAGACGGAUUUGGACCUGGCAAGGAGGGAUUCUUGAUGAGAUGGCGAAGUGCUUAGAAGGGAUUGACCUGAGUUGA